GUGUCAUUUACUUCUUGCGGUUUUCCUUUGUCGUCCUUAGCGGCUGUAUCUGAAACAAUUUGGCAGACGCAUUUUAUGCGCGUCUAAGAUGCAUCUCGAGUUCUGAUCAUCUGUGCUAUCAGGUGAUCAAGCAACAACCAAACUGCCCCACGCCAAUGCCGCCCUCUUCACUUCCUCACCGACUAUCAAACGCACCACACCGUGUCGCUCGACCACACAAUGGGUAAUUUUUGGAGCAGCAGCGAGGAACGGGAGCAGCAACAAGCUGAAGAACGAGCGCGACGGGAUAUUUUGUUGUCGCAAGCCCGUCGUAGGCAGCAGCAAGCUGAAGAACGGGAACGGCUGGAUGCCUUGUCGUCGCAAGCCCUUCGUAGGCAGCAGCAAGGUGAAGAGCGAGAACGACAAGAUGUUUUGCUGCGGCAGUUGCUACUGAAGCAACGGCAACCACCGUCGUUAAAUCAGCAACCGGCCGCAUCGCAGUACAGUUCGAUUUGGGGCGUUGAGCGGCCAUUCGAUCAGGAACACGAGGACGAAAGCGCUGAAUACUUUCGCUGCAAGAGCGGCUAUGAACACGAGGACGAUUGGCGAAAGCUGCGGAAGGCGAGCAGGACCCAACAGAGCUCGACCUCUGUGGGCCGCCGUAAACGAGGACGGAAGGGUCGUGGAGAUUUGUACGAAGACGACUACCACGCAGGCCACAGCAAGAAGGAGAUCCAGGAGAUGUGUCAAGAGCGUCAGGCGGUGUUUGAGGCACAGUGUCUCAAGGCAUCCCACGUCGAUAGAAGAGAAAAUGAGCAGAGACGAGGACGGAACGUCAAGUAGACUUCCCUGUGCAGGAGGUCAUGCCAUAACACCCCUUGGACACAGUUUGGCAAUAAUCUUCACCGUAGCAGUACACC
This is a messenger RNA of Gamsiella multidivaricata, 899 nucleotides long. RefSeq lists its product as uncharacterized. The transcript has a single exon. The coding region runs from base 220 to 822 and encodes 200 amino acids. The record is from RefSeq and is a predicted model, not a curated record. NCBI's taxonomy places the organism in Eukaryota, Fungi, Mortierellomycota, Mortierellomycetes, Mortierellales, Mortierellaceae.